Messenger RNA from Dinoponera quadriceps, 3546 nucleotides. RefSeq lists its product as uncharacterized. The record is from RefSeq and is a predicted model, not a curated record. Gene Ontology annotation, biological process: 7-methylguanosine cap hypermethylation; 7-methylguanosine RNA capping. The transcript is spliced from 9 exons. Gene Ontology annotation, cellular component: nucleus. The coding region runs from base 529 to 3432 and encodes 967 amino acids. Gene Ontology annotation, molecular function: RNA cap trimethylguanosine synthase activity. Lineage: Eukaryota; Metazoa; Arthropoda; Insecta; Hymenoptera; Formicidae.
CAAAUCAACGGUGAGUCAGUCGUCCUGGUUCUCUUCAAGUAAUGUGGCUCAAUGACCGAUGAAGCGAUUUAUUAUUUUCAUGUCGCACCUUACCUUAAAAUCAACCAUAGGAAGACAAAGAAAAAAUAAGAGAAUCGACAAAGCACUUUUUUAUUUCACCAAGAAUUUGUAUCAAAUUUUACAUCCAGCAAUUACGUCUCAGGAGGAUACAAUUUAAUAAGAAAUUUAUAUUUGAUUUUCUCUCGCAAAAGUACAACUCGUUUCGGUGAUUUUUGUAACAGACGAGAAUCGAGAACUUGUUCUCACACUUCUCACAUCACGUGGCGGAUCUUCCUCUUUGUGUCUAUGGAUAUGGUAAAUUCGCGGGUGCCGCACACGCCAAUCUCAUUCCGCAUGGUAGGCAGCUGAAGAAAUGGUGGAUUGUUUUUAUACAGUGUUGACGGCUGAUAUUCGAACUUGAAACAUGUUGCACUUGCGACAGAUGACGAUCGCAUGAUAAUAAAUUGAAUGAAAUAGAGUGUGUUCGUAAUGUGUGACUCGUUUUGGGAACCUGUAGCUGAAAUCUACCUCGUUGAGCGGGAGAAGACCGAUGAUAUCGAUGAUUAUUAUAGUUGUGUCGUUAGCAGAGUGGUUUUAGGGGACACUAAGAAUUGUACAGUUUUAAAUUUGGAAAAUGACAGUGAAGAAGAAGCUAUCGACAAAGAUGUUAUGGAAUGGACGUUGGAUUUUGACAAGGAAUCUAGAAUAGAGACUCAGUCUAUAGAAAAGCAUGAUGAGGAACCAGUAAGCUGUUAUGGCAGCGCGUCCCACACAGACAACAAUUAUUCUACAGAUGAACAUGACUCGGUACGCGAUUCUGCUUACCGGCCGACCAUACAUGCUUCAACCCAGAAAUCGGGUCUGCACCAAUCAGAUUCUGGUGCAGACCUGUCUGAAUAUCGUGAUCAACAUGAGGCGAAAAGUAGACAAAAUCUCUCACUACCCAACAGAAAGAUAUUUCCAACUACAGAUGCCAUGAUCGAACACGAUAUGCUGACUGAGUGUGACAAGGAAUUAGUAGCACAAAGUUUAGCAACCAAUACCGCAAGCAACGCGCACAACGAAGAUAACUCUUUUACGGAAUAUAAUUAUGCUCCUUACAUUAAUUCCUAUUCCGCGUAUCAUGGAAGUGACGAAACCGAAAUGCACAAGGCGUGGUUGCAUUUUUGGACGGAAAACGGAGAACGAAUAAUCUGGACAUCGUGGAUUAAAAAGUAUGCGGAUUACAUCAAUCCUGAUUAUUUUCAGAGUAACACGGCGGAAGAAGAUGAGAAGCCGCAAAGUGCAGAAUCUAAUGAAGCAGCUGUAGAGAAAUGUCACGAGCAUGAUACGUGCAGUCCGAGCGAAGCGUGCAGGAGCUGUGGACUUGUACCUUCAACCGGAAUUUUGCGUAAAGACGAUUCGAGCGACGAUCGUAUGCUUGAAGAAUUGCCGCAAGAUGAGACUAUCGGAGAAGGCUGGAACCCUCUGAGUCAACAAAGUAUAGAAGAAAACUAUCAGUAUUCUAAUGCAGAAGACGAAAGACUGUUAACGAGGUGCGAUUCCAUUAAUGGUUCAAUAGCGAAAACGAAUGUUACUUCCGAUUCCAUGACAAAUGUGACGAAAAUGACGCUAACUAGUUCCAGUUACGAUUCAUCCUCCUCCUUUUCUUCUUCCUGUUCUUCCUCUUCGUCUCUCUCCUUGAAUCUCGACAUUUUCUUCGAGAAUUCCGCACAGGAGAGCGACACGACCGGUACUUCCGAUCCUGAAGACAAUUUUCAGGGAGAACACGAUAAAAACUGGCAGAAACUGUGGUGGCAGCAUUUCGAGUUGCAGUAUCGGCAGCAGUACGAACUUUUCGUAUCGAGUUAUACGAAAGCGCACAGAGUAGAUCACGCACUGACUGACGAGGACAUCGAAUACGAUACCGAGGCUGAUUUAAGUGACGAUACGACACAAAUCAAUAAAUCUUCGCCGAACAAAGUUCGUUUGUCGAAAAAUGGUAAAACAUCCAGGAAUACACGACCUUCGACAACGCAUAAGCGUAAAACAGAAAACCUGAUUUUGAAUUCCGUGGGUGCUCUCCUGAAGAAUCUAGCAGUGGAUCCAGGCACGUCCGCUACGUCAAGUUCAUUUGCUGACGAGGAACACCAAAAAACUCCAGACGAGCUUCCUGCACACCAUUUACCUCUCGUGUCCUGCCAAAGGCGAAGCCAGCGACAGAAGAGAGGUUUCCAAAGACGAAAUGAUGUAUCAUUGGAGAAAUAUUUCUUCAGUUCCGAAGAUUCUGUGGACUGGUAUGAUGAUAUUAUUUUCCUCAAACGAAAUAUCAUCUGGAAAGCAAUAAAAUCGGCGAAACGAAGAAGUGAACGGUCGUCGGAACGGUGCUGCAGCGAUACCGACGCAAUCUUACAAAAUAAGGAUCCUAAGUACUUGUUGCGACACCAAAUAUCGGAACCUUUAAUCUACGAUAAGAUGCACGUCGAUAAACGUUCCAGUACAAGUACUUAUCUUGAAACCGACAUUGAUGGCGAUCCGGAUUUCACUAAAAUGAUAAACAAUGAACAUACCUGUACAUGCUGCUUUCCAUCCGAAACGGACGAUCAGAUUGAUGGCGACGAUGAUGAAGAAAUUAUUGCUCAUGAACUUACGGAAUUGGAUUAUCCUGAUGAAGCAACGAACGAUUGGAGCAACGAAGAGGGAUUUUGGGGACGUAAAAAAUCAAAAAAAGGCAAAUGUACAAUUUGUAUUUCGGACUUGCCACAAGAAAUGCGAGAAGAUUCCAGUCUUCGAAAGUAUUGGUUUAAACGAUAUGAACUGUUUCAUAAAUAUGAUGAAGGGAUUCAAUUAGACAUAGAGAGCUGGUAUUCUGUAACACCGGAGCGCAUCGCCAUACAAAUAGCGAGGCGAUGUAAAUGCGACGUCAUCAUUGACGCUUUUUGCGGUGCAGGUGGAAACGCCAUACAGUUUGGGUUCACGUGUAAUAAAGUGAUUGCAAUUGACAUAGAUCCCGAGAAAAUCGCCUGCGCCAGAAACAACGCAAGAAUUUAUGAGGUUGAGAACAAAAUCGAGUUUAUAGUCGGCGAUUUUUUUAAGUUGGCCGGUAAGUUGAAAGCCGACGUAGUGUUUUUAAGCCCACCUUGGGGUGGCCCAGAGUAUUGGAAGGAACCAGUAUUCGAUAUGAAUUCUCUUUUGCCUAUCAAUGGAAAAGCUAUCUACAAAGCAGCCCGGCAAAUAUCAACAUCUGUGGCCUAUUAUCUACCUAGGAAUGUAAAUAUUAGGCAGGCGAGGAUGUUAGCCAAGAAAGGGCAAAAUAUUGAAACGGAACAAUAUUUUGAACAAAAUAAAGCAAUUGCUUUAACCUGUUAUUUUGGUGGAUUGGUUACGACAGAAAACGAAAAAUCUGAUAUAUAGAAUUUGAAGAGCAAGAGAACAGAAGUUACAAAUACAACUGUAAGUCUUUCCUUGAAGAUGAUGUAAUAAUAAAAUAAUAUAAUGUAAUAAUAUAAUAACAAUGUGAAAUUUUAA